This is a messenger RNA of Staurois parvus, 387 nucleotides long. Lineage: Eukaryota; Metazoa; Chordata; Amphibia; Anura; Ranidae. The record is from the annotation of a GenBank genome assembly.
UGAACUGCAUGUGCAUCCUUUAUUAACUGGACUUUGUUCCAAGGAACACUUUCGGAAGGUUGAGAACCACUGAUGUAGACAGUUGAGUAUAGUAUAAUAUGGUCUUCUGCUUAACCUCCCUGGCGGUAUUCCCGAGUGUAGCUCGGGGGAAAGUUUCAGCACCACAAGUGGUAACCCCGAGCUACACUCAGGAAUACACUGCAGCGUUGCUCCGGGAUCCCUUCUGCACUUACCUUGUCCUGCGCUCCCGCGAUGUCCCCCCUGCAGCAUCCCCAGCCAUCUCCUCCGGCCAAUGCCGGCAUCUAUCUUCCGGGUUCCGUUCCCUGCAACGUCAGGACGUACGGGGACGGAACUGGCGGGAAACGUAAAAAUGUCAAAAAGUAACAU